This is a messenger RNA of Ilex paraguariensis (yerba mate), 705 nucleotides long. The record is from the annotation of a GenBank genome assembly. Lineage: Eukaryota; Viridiplantae; Streptophyta; Magnoliopsida; Aquifoliales; Aquifoliaceae.
AUGUCUCUUUUGGUUCAGUCUGUUGCCGAAUUGGCGGAGGAUAUAUGGGAUCGUUAUGGCCAUGAUUUUGGAACUGAUUAUUCUGGACUAUUCAAAGCUCUUUCCCAUGUUAACUACAAUGUACGAGUAGCUGCUGCAGAGGCAUUGGCUGCUGCUUUAGAUGAAAACCCAGAUACCAUACAGGAAUCUCUUUCAGCGUUAUUUUCCUUGUAUAUUCGUGAUGUUGGUUCUAGUGGGGACAACAUUGAUGCUGGUUGGCUAGGCAGACAAGGGAUAGCAUUGGCUUUACAUUCUGCGGCAGACGUGCUUAGAACCAAAGAUUUACCUGUUGUUAUGACUUUCUUGAUCUCACGAGCACUGGCUGAUACUAAUGCAGAUGUUCGUGGAAGAAUGAUUAAUGCUGGUAUUAUGAUUAUUGACAAGCAUGGAAGAGAUAAUGUAUCCUUGUUAUUUCCGAUUUUUGAGAACUACCUGAACAAAAAGGCCUCAAAUGAAGAAAAAUAUGAUUUGGUCCGUGAAGGUGUGGUUAUUUUCACUGGAGCUUUGGCAAAGCAUUUGGCCAAGGAUGAUCCUAAAGUUCAUGCUGUUGUAGAGAAGUUGUUGGAUGUGUUAAACACUCCAUCUGAAGCUGUUCAACGGGCAGUCUCAACUUGCCUAUCUCCCCUUAUGCCAUCAAAACAAGUAUGUUUUUGGUGCUGCCUAUGA